Salpingoeca rosetta is the source of this 4999-nucleotide messenger RNA. RefSeq lists its product as uncharacterized. The coding region runs from base 205 to 4665 and encodes 1486 amino acids. Lineage: Eukaryota; Choanoflagellata; Craspedida; Salpingoecidae. The transcript has 2 exons. The record is from RefSeq and is a predicted model, not a curated record.
CACACACAGAAGCACCAAGCCAAGCUUGUGUCCUCGCAACGACGUUGUUGCUGCUCUGUUCCCCUCCUCUUCCUCCAUUACAGUGCUCUCUUCCACGCUCAUCCUCACUCACCCUCAUCCACCCUCAUCCACCCUCAUCCUCACCCAUCCUCACUCAUCCAUCUAUCCAUCUGUAUCAGCCCACCUUUCGCUUGACAAGCGGUAAUGGCUCACAAUUCCUCAAACUGGAUCCGCAGCAGUCCAGGCCCUGCUGCCCUGGCACUGGUGGUGGCUGUUCUUCUCGUGAACACGCUCCCACUUCUCGCCGCCCCUCGCCCAAACCCAAGCAAGCAGACCACCGCACCGCCGGCCCGCCUCGUCAACCUGCCGUCGCCACCGACGCCACGCCUGACCCCGCAGACGCUGGAGAACCUCGGGGAUGGCCCCACGCAGCUCCAAGCAGCAGGGGUCGACCAAGACCAGCAGCAGCAGCAGCAGGAGCCACAGCACAAGCCACAGCGUCGCCGACGCGCUUCCUCUGACACGGGCAAGGCCCUGGAUGAGGCCGGUUCCACGCCCGCCACUGCCGCAAGCGUCAACUUGGUGAACAGCCACGCCUUUGCCGCCACGGGCGUCAUCUCAUCGCCAACGGACGUCGACUGGUGGCGCGUGCAGGUCACCGACACCAACGGCGCCAUAUCUGCCAGCGUGAAGCGUGCCCCUGUGAACGCCGAUGGCAAGGUGGUGGACACCACCAGCGGCGUGCAGCCCACGUUCCACCUCAAUCUCUUCAACAGCGAUGGUGGCCUUGUGCCCGCAGCAAACGACCUCUUCUCCAAGGACCCCGCGGUGCUCCUGCGCAGAAACCUCCAGCCAGGCACAUACUUUCUCAGCGUGAGCAUCCCAGAUGAGCUGCCGGUCCUGCCCGCUGCGUUCGCCACCCUGGGCAGGUAUGCCCUGGAAGGGUCAUACCCAAGCCAGGCGCCUCCAUCCGGCUACGACACCGCCCUCGUGUGCAGCGACGAUCAGUUUGAGGAGAACGACGAGUCUGACAACGCAUACGUGCUCUCUGAAGAGCAGACCAGCUUCGAUGCCGUCGUGUGCGAGUCUGACUUCGACUGGUACCGCGUGUACGUGUGCGCGGGCGGGCAAGUGGCCAUUGAUGUGCUGUUUGACCACGAGACGGGUGACCUGGACGCGUACCUGUACGACAGCGAGGGCAACAACGUCGUUGCAGCCACGUCCGCCACAGACAACGAGUACCUCACCCACACCGACACUGUUGGCGGUGGCUGGUACUGGCUCGUGGUGUAUGGCUACUACACGGACACCACAGCGCCAUACCACGUGGACAUUGCCGUUACCUGCUCCGGUUGCCCAGACGAUCAGUAUGAGGAGAACGACUUUUACGAAGACGCGUACUGGUUCUCUGCUGGUGUGACGCACUUUGAUGCCUACACGUGUCCGGAGGACUUUGACUGGUUCCGGUUCUUCGUGUGCGAGGGCGCAGAGAAGGUCACCGCCACCGUCACCUUCGACCAGGACGUGGUGGAUCUCACCGCCCGCAUGUACAACGCUGCUGGCAACAGCGUCGCCUUCAGCAACUCCACAACAGACAACGAGGUGCUGGUGGACGAGGACGUCACAGACCCAGGGUACUACUACCUGGACAUCUGGGGCUACUGGGUCACGUCCACAGGGCCGUACAGCGUGGACAUCCAAGUGGAGGGCUGCUCGGAGUGUGAGGAUGACGAGUAUGAGACGGAGGACAACAGCCCAUAUGUGCUGCCUAGCGCCACGUCAGGGUUCAACUUUGACGCCGUCAUGUGCGACACGGAUCCGUUUGGUGAAGACUGGUAUCGCGUCACCUUCCCAUGCUUUGGCAACACCACCAUCACCCUCACGGACGACGAUGCAAGCGACCUCGACUUUGAUGUCUACGACACUUCCGGCAACCUCAUUGGCGGCUCAUACUCGGGUGGCAACGUCGACACGUUCAGCUUUUAUGUCAACAGCACGGGCAUGGGCUGGCUGCUCGUUUACCCAUACACCGUCGCCGCUGGCGGUGCGCCGUACCACGUGGACAUCCACGCAGAGUGCUUCACCACGGAGGAGCCAACAACAAGCAUGUGCACCAACGACAACUUUGAGCCCAACAACGACUACAGCAACGCGUACGUGCUGGACGCGUCUGAGUUCAACUUCAACGCCGUCUUGUGCUCGGAUGAGGAGGACUGGUACCGCGUGCGCGUGUGCGCGUAUGGCGACCUGGACAUCACCCUCACCUUCGACCACGAAUCAGCAGACAUUGAUGUGGCCCUGUACGACGCUGAUGGGUACUACGUCGCCCAGGGCAACUCCACCACAGACAACGAGUUCAUCUCGUACACGGACGUCGCUGGCGGCGGGCUGUACUACCUGUACGUGUACGGCUACAACAACAGCCCGCAGGGCACGCCCUACGGUGUUUCCAUCGACAUGGCUUGCCCCGAGUGCGAGGACGACCAGUUUGAGGACAACGACACGCCCCAGACAGCGACGCCGCUCUCCACCUUGCCUGCAAGCUUGGACGCGCACGCGUGUCCGCAGGACGAGGACUUCUUCGCUGUGGAGGUGUGCAGCGGUGGCACGCUCGAUGUGACCGUGCUCUUCUCCCACGCCGUUGGCGACGUCGACCUUCGGCUGUAUGACGCAAACCUGACGGAGGUUGCAUCCUCCACAUCCACGUCCGACAACGAGGCUGUCUCUCACACCAACACGCUCGCCACCCCCGCCGUCUUCUACAUCCACGUGUAUGGGUACAGCGGAGCCAGCGCGCCCUACCACUUGGACGUCGCCGUGGACUGCGAGGGCUGUGCUGAUGACCAGUAUGAGGACAACGACUCGUACACCUCCGCCACCGUGCUCUCGGUCGAUGACACGGAGAUUGACGCAUACGCCUGCCCGCAGGACGAGGACUGGUACCGCGUGCCCGUGUGCGCCGGAGGACACGUGGUGGUCAGCGUGCUGUUUGACCACGACAACGGCGACAUUGACGCGUCCCUCUUUGACGCUGACGGCUACCUUGUGGCGCUGGGCAACUCAACCACAGACAACGAGGUUCUCGUGCACACCAGCGCGGCCACGCAGGACGGCCUGUACUACCUGUAUGUGGGUGGAUACAGUGGCGAUUCCGGCAGCUACCACAUCAGCAUCAACGUCACGUGCCACGCGUGCGACAAUGACGAGUUUGAGCCAAACAACAACGGCGACAGCGCAACCGUGCUGACCGCGAGCCAGACCCAGUUCUCCGCAGUCAUCUGCCCCAACGAUGAGGACGUGUACCGGUUCCCCGUGUGCGCCAACGGCAACGUGAGCGUGUCUGUCUUCUUCAGCAACGACGAAGGCAACCUCGACGCGUACCUGUACGAUGCCAGCGGCUCCCUUGUUAGCAGCGGUGUGUCCACGACCGACAACGAGGUGCUGGCCCACAGCGCGGGCGGGGUUGGCGGGCUGUACUAUCUUCGCGUCGUCGGCGUUGGUGGCGCCUCGGCCCCAUAUCAGGUGCUGAUUGAAGUGCAGUGCCCACCAUGCCACGACGACCAGUUUGAGGACAACAACGACCCAGAGAGCGCCACGGAGCUCGCGCCGUUUGUGGACAGCAUCAGCGCCAGCAUCUGCCCGGAGGACGAGGACUACUACGCCAUCCCCGUGUGCGGUCUGGGCACCAUCACCGUGAACCUUGCCUUCGAGCACGACGUUGGUGAUAUUGAGCUGCAUCUCUUUGACAGCAGCGGCACGCUGGUUGCCUCGUCCACCAGCAGCACCGACCAUGAGACCGUCCAGCACACAGACACCACUGGCAGCGCCAGCAUGUACAUGGUGCGCGUGUAUGGGUACCAGGGCGCAAGCGCCCCGUACGCCAUGUUCUUUGAUGUGGUCUGCCCGCCGUGCGAACCGGACUCAUUCGAGUCCAACGACGUCCCAGACUCAGCCACCGUGCUGUCGACACAGCACACCAGCUUUGAUGCCUCCAUUUGCUAUGGCGACGACGACUGGUACCGCGUGCCCGUCUGCGCUGGCGGCCGUAUCGCCAUUGCCAUUGAGUUUGAGCACGCCGGUGGUGACCUGGAUAUGGCGCUGUUUAACUCGGCAGGAAAGCUGAUUGGCAAAGCCACGUCUGUCACGGACAAUGAGGUUGUGGUGUACACAGACAACUCCGCUGCGGACUCGUUGUACCUCCUCCGCGUGUAUGGCUUCAACGGCGCUACCAACCAGUACAAGGUGCACAUCAACAUCACCUGCACGCCGCUGCCCUUCCCGCCAUACACGUGCCCGGAGAACGACGAGCACGAACCCAACAACGUGCGGCAGACAGAGGCCACGCGCGUGUCGACACCGGGCACGUUCACGGGUGUGCUGUGCAAUGGCGAGAACGACUGGUUCACCUUCCACGUGUGCAAACGAGGCGUGAUUCGCGCCCACCUCUCCGUGGACCCGGACACGGCCAACAAGGUCAACCUCUCCAUCCACAAGCGCCGCGGCAAGCGCAAGAUUCGGGAGAAGCUGCGUGGUGGCCAGGUUGAGGCUGAGAUUGAGGCGCAGGCUGGGCGAGCCGGCUACUACUAUGUGCUCGUUGACUCUGUCAAGCGCACGGCCAGCCAGGUCUACCGUCUCACCAUCGAGAUUGACGGCUGCGACGAGUGAUGUGUGUGUGUGUGUGAAGGAGAUGACGUUUGUCGAGGACUGACGACCCCUUUACCUUGCACGCUGUGCUGACCGUUCUUUCUGUGUUGACAUGGAUGUCUUGUUGCGCGGCUGCGCAAUCAUCCCUGCCUGUUGGUGGGUGAGUGGGCGUCUCCACUGCCUUCCACUCUCUGGUUGAAAGUACAACUGUCUUCACUCUGUGUGUCUGUGUGUGUGGUGUGUGUGUGUGUGUGUGUGUGUGCCUGGCCAGACUACAUGCAAUAACACGACAAUUGACAUGAAUUCACGACUUUCGUUUACUCGAUCAAAGAGGCGUGUAAAGAAACAAGGAGGG